Culex pipiens pallens (northern house mosquito) is the source of this 6129-nucleotide messenger RNA. Its product is annotated as sodium-dependent neutral amino acid transporter B(0)AT3. Gene Ontology annotation, biological process: sodium ion transmembrane transport. Gene Ontology annotation, cellular component: membrane. NCBI's taxonomy places the organism in Eukaryota, Metazoa, Arthropoda, Insecta, Diptera, Culicidae. Bases 564 to 2774 code for a protein of 736 amino acids. The transcript is spliced from 11 exons. The record is from RefSeq and is a predicted model, not a curated record.
CGGUCGCUCAGUUCCCUUCGUGAGUUCAAACCGUACGGUCGUGGAAAAUCCAAAAGCGAUCCAGACACGCGAGAACAAGUGUUUUUCCUGAUUUUCCGCCACCCACCAAGUGGAUACACAUACAAGUGCACAUAUGCCAAGCGCGUUCGUUACUUAAUGCGCAGGAAAAAAUAAUCCACCUAAAAGAGUCAAAAUUUCAAGUGUGUUAACAAACAAUGAAAAGUGUGUUGCAUCGAAAGAUCUAAAAGUGUAAAAAAAGUCAAAAGUUGAGUGAUCACACAAAAAAGGCAAAUUUCAAAUUAAUUAAGGAAGAAAAAAGAGAGAACAGAAAGUUUCAUCUACGACUUUUCGCAUCGAACCGGUGACAGGAACAACCGUGACAUUGGAGCCCAAAGGCGGUCCCGUGACAACCUCGUGGUACACAACGGAUCCCUUACCGCAACCACCACCGUCACCAAGGUCCGUAAGGUCAAGACCGGAUCCGCACCCACUGGCAGCACUGCCCCUCGGACACGAACCGGCCCUACGGCACUAGUGCUAACGCGCUGGCAACGCCCACGACGAUGGCCACCAAGGCGGACGGAACCGGUGGCGUCGGCGGUCCCCGGAACAACGGCCACGAGAUGGCCCCGCUUAACACGAGGGCCCGCGGCGACGGAACGCACGGUGUAACCAUAAUGCUGUCCCCGCCGGAUCGCAGCUCGGUGGGGUCCCGGGAGGGAGCUGGCCUCCCCGACGGCGAUCCAGACCGGGCGGCCUGGUCCGGCAAGAUGCAGUUUUUCCUCAGUAUUAUCGGAUAUUCCGUCGGGUUGGGCAACAUCUGGCGGUUUCCGUACCUGUGCCAGCAGAACGGCGGAGGCGCCUUUCUCAUCCCCUUCAUGGUAAUGCUGAUUCUGGAGGGAAUCCCGCUGUUCCUGAUCGAGCUCGGGAUGGGCCAACGGAUGCGGCUGGGCGCCCUCGGCGUGUGGAACACGAUACACCCCUGGCUGGGUGGCAUCGGCAUCUCGUCCUGCAUCGUGACGCUGUUCGUGGCCAUCUACUACAACGUAAUCAUCACCUGGUGCUUUUUCUACUUCUUCAACAGCUUUAGGGUCACCCUCCCGUGGUCCACCUGUCCCCAGUUCAACGGCACCGACCUGCCCGAGUGCGAGCGGUCCUCGGAGACGGCGUACUUCUGGUACCGGACCACGCUGGACGCGUCGCCCAGCAUCGAGGAACCGGAGGGCUUCAAGUGGUGGAUCGUGCUCUGCCUGCUGCUGUCCUGGACGGUGGUGUUCUUCAUCGUGAUGAAGGGCAUCCAGAGCUCGGGCAAGGUGGUCUACUUCACGUCGCUGUUUCCGUACAUCGUGCUGACCAUCUUCUUCAUCCGCGGGAUCACGCUGGAAGGGGCUGGGGCGGGCUUGAUGCACAUGUACACGCCCAAGGUGGAGAAGCUGCUGGAACCGACGGUGUGGCUGGACGCGGCCACGCAGGUGUUUUACUCGUUUGGGUUGGCGUUCGGGUCGUUGAUCGCGUUCGGCAGUUACAAUACGCCGAAGAACAACUGCGUGCGGGAUGUCAUUCUGGUGUCGGUGUGUAAUGCCUUCACGGCGGUCUACGCCAGCGUCGUGAUCUUCGCCAUCCUCGGGUACAAGGCCACCGUCGGAGUGGACCGGUGUAUCACGGUGAACAAACACAUCCUGAUCAAGCACGGGUUGCUUCCGUCGGUUCACGUGGACAAUGCCGAGUACGAACGGGUUAUGUACGGGCUGGACCCGGUUGCGACGGCCAACUGGACGCUUGAACAUUGUAGUCUCGAGGAUCAACUGGAUAGUGCCGCCGAGGGCACCGGUCUUGCCUUCAUCGUCUUCACCCAGGCCAUCGUGCAGCUCCCAGGAGCGCCCUUCUGGGCGGUUCUCUUCUUCACGAUGCUGCUAUCGCUCGGACUUGGGUCCCAGAUCGGCAUCCUGGAGGGUAUGCUGUGCACGAUAUUCGACAUCGACAUCUUCAAGCGGAUUCGGAAACCGUACGUGACGGGUGUGGUCUGCGUGUUCUGUUUCUCGAUUGGAUUGAUCUUCACCACCGGUGCCGGCGAGUACUGGCUCAAGAUGUUCGACUCGUUCGCUGGAACGAUCGGGUUGGUCGUGGUGGCUCUCAUGGAGACCAUUGCCGUCAUCUACAUCUACGGACACAAGAAGUUCACUGAGGACAUCUACCAAAUGACUGGAGUCCGACCCGGAAUCUACUGGCAGAUGACGUGGAGGUACAUCGGUCCGGUGAUCAUGACCGGAAUCCUGAUAUCUUCAGUACUGAGUAUGAUCCUCAGCAGUCCCAAGUAUUCCGCGUGGAACGGUGAACUGGGUAUCACCGAGAACAAAUCCUACCCGGACUGGGUGAUGGGGAUCGCCCUGGCCAUGAUCCUGGCGUCCGUGCUUCCGAUGCCGGUGGUGUUCCUGCUGCGCCGGUUCCAGAUCCUCAAGGUCGACCUGGACAUCCACCAGGGCUCGAUCCGGCGCAAUGAGACUACGGCGUCCACCAAGGAGAUGAUCGACGAGGACGACGACGACGAUGACGAUGAUUUCAGCGGGCCGGCCCUGGGUGGUCCGGUGAACGUGCGCAGCGACAGUGACGACGAGGACGAGCCGCCGACCAUCGGCAAGAUGCUGGCCAAGCAGGGCCAAACCCCGAAAGCCCAGACGUUCCAGUUCAAGAACCAGCACCACCUGACGGCGAACCCGUUGGCGGCGAGCCCGGCCCGGAAGAAACCCUUCAGCAUGGAGGUGAUGGACCUGUAGGGGGAUGACGCGGGGUGGAAAGGAGGUGGAGGGGCAGCAGCAGGGCAAGGGGACUAUUACACUAGUACUACUUAAUAUUACCACAAGCUCAGCUAUAUUUUUAUACUGUUUUUUUAGAUUUCUAACUAGACGUGUACAGAAUGAGAAAAAGAAAAACGUUUUCGCUUCUUGUGUGAGAGAUUAUGGCUUUUUGGAAAUAGGUUUCAGUGUAUUUUUGGUUGAUUUUAGUUUCGAUUCUAACCUUAAUCAGUUGUUUGUACAUAUGAAUGUAAAUUAGUAAGGAGGUAAACUUGAAGCAAAUGUAACGAAGAAAGAGGAAAUCCCGUAAUGAUAAGCGUAAUGUUAGUAAAAAUUGCAACCAAAAACCUGUGUAGUCACUAGUAUUACUUAAAGGCCAAAAAGAGUAAAUUAGAAAUAGUUCGGUACUUGCAGAAAAUCACGUAAGCGUACCAACGCGAGAGGUGUGAAAAUCUCUCUCCCAAGUAAAAUUCCGUUUUCGCUCCUCUUUGCUUCUCUCUUUCUCUUCCCGCGCAGCUGCGUUCUCUCGCAGCUUCCACGACUACCUUGCUCUGCAGAUUUUCCGCAGCUGCUGCAGAGUUUCUGCAAGUACGAAAGUUAACUUAAUUUAUUUGGUUGGCUCGUUUGGUUUCUGAACAUCAUCGUUAUCAAUCGUCAAAAGCCCCUUCCCGAUUUUUGAAAAUGAAAAACAAAACUAUAAUUUUAUCGACAACAGCAACAACAAAGAAAUACAAACGAAAACAAUAAGCUUAACAAGAUAACUUGAUAUUACUCAAAACCAAGCAUACAAAUGCUAGUUAUACUGGAGCGAACAAAAAGUAACCAAAAAAUUGUGUAAUUGAUUUUCUAAACGGAAAAGUAGUCUUGUUCAAGUUGAUCCACGAAUUUAUUUCCUCGUUUUUGGUUUGUAAUAGGUGAUAUAAUUUGUAAGUAUCGAAAGCGCGUUUAACGAAAAAAAACAUGUGUAGAAGAAGUUAAAAUCAAACGAAAAAUGGAAAGAAAAAAGUAUUUCAAAUUACCGUAGCCACUGAGAGCAACUUAUGAGAGACGUGAGAUUAGGUGUUAGUCUUAAAUAAAAUCUGACAAAAAAUAUCAUUAGUAGUAGUAGGAUGGUUCUUUUGUUAUCCAUAGCUUAAGCCAUGGGUGUAAUAUUUCGAUAAAGGCAACUGAAGCAACUUUGGAGCGAUUUUAUUUAAGUUUUAAAAAGAAAUGUUACACAAAAUCUGACUUGCACACAUGCACAACUACAAAAAAACCGAGCAGCAUACAGUUGUACAUAAUGUUCCUUUCCCUCUAAGUUAUUCGAUAAAACUAUUUAUUUUCUAGCGAAGAAAUUACUGACACAAGGAAAAGGAUGAAAAACAAUAAACAUUGUGAUCAAUACUAUAUUUAAUAACAAAAAAAACAAGAAGAGAGUGUAGCUUGUAAGUUAAUGUUUUAAGAGUUAAGUCCCCAAAAAAAGUAAAAAAAACGACUCUAUAUUAGAACCACGCUAUACUUUACGUGCAAAAAUAAAACUGAGAAACAAAAACAUAAAACAAAAAUAUCACUCCUCCACGAGUACCUUAACCACACUAACACACACUCACACUGAAAGAAAAAUAUGAACAAACUUUGACUAGAACGUACUUUGAUGGAUAAACAUUACACAAAAACACAAAACACACUCUCUCACGAAACUCUUACACGCGCAGUCACUCACACUCACACGAAUCGUAUGCCCUAUUGUUUGUUAAACUGACGCUAACGCUUAGGCUUUAGUAAACAAAAAACAAAAACAAAAAAGGUGUCACUCGCUUGGCGCAGUGACGCCGACGAAAACGAUUUUUGCUCAUCAAGUAUUAUCUCACUGCUGUUUUGUUGUCUUUUUUUCUAUUGUUUAUGUUUUUGUUUUGUUCAAACCGAUUUUUAGAUGCAAUAUAUGAGAAAAUGGAACAAUCUUGAAAUUUUUAUAGCACUUGCGAGUAUAAGGUGUGUUUUUUGGAAACAAAAAAAAAUGAUGCAAAGCAAUAUGCGAAAUUUGUUUCAUUCUAUAUGAACGCUAAAAAAUGCACUCUAAGCUCAAAUCUAACUUGUGCUGAGCCUAACAAAAUUAAAUAAAUUGUAGAGAAAAUAAUUUAAACGACGAUAAGCUGUUCAUUCAAAUUGAAUUGUGAAGGAUUCCUCUCAGAAAGAAAUUCGCUCUUCGGUUAUCACUCAAAUCUUCUCUUCUUCUGAGAGUUUCAUUUUAAAUGGGAGAGCGUGAGAACUGUCGAGUUGUUGGGAAUCUGAGACAAGCAAAUUUUUAAGGACAGUUUACGUUCACUACCAAAGUAAGAAAUCUUCCAUAAUAUUUCUUGUCAUGUGUAUGUUGAAAUAACGAGUAUAUUUUCAUUGAAACACAAACACAUACAAACACACGCAGAAUCAUUAAGUAAAACUAAAAAUAUGAAACAAUGUAACGACUGUGAGCGAACCUAGCGUUAAGGCCAAACUUAUACCCUGACAUUAUUGUUAUUAUUUCAAUAAUUGACAAAUUAACUACAAAAACCCAUGUUCAAACUAACGUCAACCCCAACACAGAAAACACUCACACACACAACAGAAGCAAUUACAAGUCCAACACAGGCAAAAUUCCGCAACCCCGAAAAUGUUCGAAAAUCAGGCAAAUCUUGUUGGAAAAUUUAGACUAAUCACAAGCACUAGCGAAAAUAGAUAGAGCAUCAAAUAAGCUGAGAAAAAAAUAACAAAUCCUUACGUCAAUUGCUUAACCGGAGAGACAAACGAACGCUACCAUAAAACAGUUAAAAAUCAACCGAAAUCGCAGCAUUUACCAAUUCACAAUUUCAUCGUUAAAAUUCUUUUAAUCGCUGCAAAAGUUUGACAGAAUUGCAUUUUAAACUCUCGUGAACGCUCCGUUUUGAGAGAGCCUAAAACAGCUCACUCUCUCGCUUCGAAGCGAGAGAGAGUCAAAGUUACGCUCUCUGUGAGGAAGCUGCAGAGAGAACAAUAGUGAUGGGCGCUGCCCAGAAGUUCAAGAAUGCAAUUCUGUCGACUGCUGGUGCUCUGCAAUAAUCUUCGUUUUUGAUUUCUUCACACCAUGAAUGACGAUUGAAAUUAAAAGACUCGAUAGCAACCAGGGUGAUUCAAUUCAUUACUGUUUUUAAUUUUUCGUAUUUCGAAAACUCGCAAAAGAGAGAUAAAAUCAUCCUCAAGAAAAAACACAUACACUGGUUUACACUACUUGUAAUUAGAAGAAAAAAAACGUUUAACAAAGAAAAAAACUAAGCUUAUAUGAAAAUGAAAAAAAAAAACAAAAAACUAAUUGUGGCUUACAAAACAAACACAUUCGUGAAAA